Moneuplotes crassus is the source of this 2144-nucleotide messenger RNA. Lineage: Eukaryota; Ciliophora; Spirotrichea; Euplotida; Euplotidae. The record is from the annotation of a GenBank genome assembly.
UUUUCUAAAAUGCAGCUGUUCUGAAAUGCGAAUCCCAAUUCAGAAUUUUGGCCAAGAUUUUACAAGGAUUAGGGAUUAGCCUUAUAUCGAAGAACAUCUAGAAUUAGCAGAUGGCUUGAGGAUUCCUUUUAAACUACAAUUUUACUUAUAAAAGGAAUGAAAGAAGUUAAAGAUUAGGAUUAAAUAAUCUUCUUGUUGUAAAUACUUAGACUGACAUACUCAAGACCCUUGAAACUAUGGAGCCUUGGAUUCAAGCUCAGCUUUGAAUUAAAUCCUAUGACCGAUAAUGCUGCCCAUUGCAUACAUUUUAAAGUUUCAUAUAGAUGGAAAAGAAGAAGAUAGACCCAAAUUUCCUUGAAGCAUUGACCAAAGUAAAUGAAUUCUGGGAUGAGAUCCGUGAGAGUGAAAUCAAGAAGGAGGAGAUUCAGUUUGAUAAUGGCUAUAUUUUGUACUGCGAUCCAAUAAUGAGCAGAAUAAUCUAUCAAAGAUUUUGUAAAUAGCCAUCUUGAUGAAUAUAAAUUUGUAGGAGAUUACAGUCAUGUUUAGGAGCUUUUUAAAGUCGUCAAUGAUGUACCUUGGGACCAGAAGGCUAUGAUACACGAGCUAAACACAGAAGUAUCAAAAUUUGCUUCAUAUGAAUCCAAGUACAAAGUGCUUAACUCCAUUACAACAGAGUGCUGAGAUCCAGUUAUAAGUAGAGCUCUUUACAAAAGAGCAAGGAAGCUCUACAAAAAGGUAAAGAAGGAGUGCAAAGAAUUCAAGAGAUCAUAUUUUUAUUCAAUCCUGGGUGAAAGCUACUACAGAGAUCUCCCUUGUAGCCUUGAAAAUAUUAUAAAUACUCCUGGGAGUGUACUCAGCAAGGAGAAUAUAUCCUUGACUGGCAUGGGCAUUGCUUCAUAUGGAGAUAAAAUUUCUGCAGUUCAUAGAAGCCAUCAAGAAGUUCUUCAAAAGCUUAGGCACAAAAUCAAAGAGAAGGAAGAUACCACUAAAACUUUAGCUAAAAGAGAUAAAUAAAAUAAAUAAAAUAAAAACUCUUCUUUCAGCUAAAGAUGAUAUUAUAAAAGAGCUUGAAGUUGAAGCUGAAAAGUGGAAAGCAGAUUUCUUCAAAUUGAGACGCGAGGUCAAAAGAGGAAAAUAACGAUAUCGAUGAACUAUUCAAAGAAAAUCUUCAAAUCGAGCAAGAAAACCAAAGGUAUUUCUCUUUCUCUAACCCCUUCCUCUCUCACUACUAAAAUCGCCAAAACUCUCUUCCACAAGAGAGGCCCAUUCUGUUUUUUAUGCUAUAAUAUUCUUUGAAGGGGCUUAAGGCUCCGACUUGGGUGGGAAGACAGGGGAGAAUGAAGAUGGGGGGGAAGUAGUAGUAGAAUGGUGAAAUAAAACUAUGGUUAAGCUCGGAUUUGGACUUGUUGUAUAAAGCAGCAUUUUUAUUUUCUUUUCGAUUGAACUCAAAAAGUAAUCUUAAAAUUUAUGCAAACAAAUACAAAAUUUUAGCUUCGCCCUUUCUUUUUUCCCAUACUUCUCACUAAAUACACAACAUCAAUGCCUCAAAAACACCACUACUAUACCUUCCAAACCCAAAAUCUUCUCCAACUAUCCUAAAAUAUCCCAUCUACCACCAAAUUCCUCCAUCCCCAACCCCUUCCAUCCCACCCCAAUCUCUCCAAAAGCUACCACCUCCCCCACUUCCACACUCAACCACCAGUCUGUUCCUCUUCUACCUUCACUUUCACUAAUGACUGGGCUAAGAACAUGCAUAACCUGACCAAUAUUUAGGAUCAAAGGUAAAGUCAGAAGGAUAGGGGAACAACAGGGAUUAAGCUUAUACUUUUGCAUUCUUUAUGUAUUGUAGAUGAGAACAAUGCGUUGAUUGAUCAUGAGAAGGAGAAGACAACCGAUUUGUUAGGACUUGAGAGUGAUGGAAAUAGCUCGGAAAAGUCUUCCUCUGUAAAGAUGGAGAGUAUUCAUUUUGAAGAAUCGAAAUUUGAUGAUAGUAGCAUGAACGAUGACAAAUCAGAGUUAGGGUCCAUCUUUCCGAUCCAAGAUCUAAACCUUGAAGAAGUAGAAAAGAAAAAUGCUGAGGAAAAUGAGGAGGAAGAAGCCAACGAAGAGGAAAGCAUAGCAGUGGCUAUAAAUACUUAAUCUUC